AUGGCACAGCGGCUCCCGCCCCUCGUCAUCGACAAUGGUACCGGCUACACCAAGAUGGGCUUUGCCGGCAACUCGGAGCCCUCAUUCGUGUUUCCGACCGUGAUCGCGACGCGCCAGGCGGCGUCGAGUUCGAACCAGGCCCGCGGAGGACGCACCCAGCCCACACGAGUCGGCGGUGUCGAGGACCUCGACUUCUACAUCGGUGACGAGGCCAUCGCCAAUAGCCGAACCUACUCACUGCACAACCCCAUCCGCCACGGCAUGAUCGACAACUGGGACCUGAUGGAGCGCUUCUGGGAGCAGUCCAUCUUCAAGUACCUCCGUGCCGAGCCCGAGGACCACUACGUUCUUUUGACUGAACCUCCUCUCAACCCCCCUGAGAACCGUGAGAACACGGCCGAGAUCAUGUUCGAGUCCUUCAACGUCGGCGGUCUGUACAUUGCCGUCCAGGCUGUGCUUGCGCUCGCGGCAUCGUGGACUUCGUCCAAGGUCUCGGAGCGCACUCUCACCGGUGUUGUCAUCGACUCUGGAGAUGGAGUCACUCACACGAUUCCCGUUGCUGAGGGCUACGUGAUCGGAUCGUCGAUCAAGCACAUCCCCAUCGCCGGUAGCGACAUCACCAAGUUUGUGCAGCAGCUGCUGCGUGACCGCGGAGAGACGGCGAACAUUCCGCCCGAGGACCAGAUGCGCGUCGCGGAGAAGAUCAAGGAGGACUACACGUACGUGUGCCAGGACAUUGUCAAGGAGUUCCGAAAGUACGACGCGGACCCGUACCGCUACUUUGCCCGGUAUGCCGGCGAGCACUCUGUCACCGGAAGGCAAUACAACGUGGACGUCGGAUACGAGCGGUUCCUCGCUCCGGAAAUCUUCUUCAACCCCGAGAUCUACAGCUCAGAUUUCCUGACGCCUCUGCCCGAGGUUGUCGACAAUGUGAUCCAGAGCUCCCCGAUCGACGUCCGACGUGGACUGUACAAGAACAUUGUUCUGUCGGGAGGCUCGACCAUGUUCAAGGACUUUGGCAAGCGCCUGCAGCGUGACAUCAAGCACAUUGUCGACGGUCGCAUCCAGAUGUCCGAGGACCGCUCUGGCAACCUGAUCAAGAGCUCUGGCGUCGAGGUCAACGUCAUCUCGCACAAGCGCCAGCGCUACGCCGUCUGGUACGGUGGAUCGCUGAUGGCGUCUACGCCCGAGUUCUACAACGUUUCGUAUUCGCGCGCCGACUAUGAGGAGUGCGGUCCCAGCCUCGUGCGCCGGUUCUCCAUCUUCGGCUCGGCCAACUAA
Molecule: messenger RNA, 1281 nt
Organism: Trichosporon asahii var. asahii CBS 2479
Lineage: Eukaryota; Fungi; Basidiomycota; Tremellomycetes; Trichosporonales; Trichosporonaceae
Product: actin-like protein 3 (Actin-related protein 3)
Exons: 5
Coding region: 1-1281 (426 amino acids)
Biological process (GO): Arp2/3 complex-mediated actin nucleation
Cellular component (GO): actin cortical patch; Arp2/3 protein complex
Molecular function (GO): actin filament binding
Source: RefSeq, a predicted model, not a curated record